Molecule: messenger RNA, 2311 nt
Organism: Sturnus vulgaris (Common starling)
Lineage: Eukaryota; Metazoa; Chordata; Aves; Passeriformes; Sturnidae
Gene: CMTM6
Product: CKLF like MARVEL transmembrane domain containing 6
Cellular component (GO): membrane
Source: RefSeq, a predicted model, not a curated record
CAGCUGAGAGCUGGCGGCCUGGCCCGGCCAUGGAGAACGGCGGCGUCUACAACAAGACCACGGAACCGGAGGUGAAGGCGCCCCGCCGCCGGCCCUUCGGCUUCACCCUUAGGCGCCUGUGGGGAUGGCGGCUGCCGGUCAAGGUGGUGCAGGCGAUUUUCUCUUUAGUGGCCGUUGUUUGUGAAGAAAUUGUGGACGAUUGCAGCUUUUGUGGUGGACUUUACUUCUUUGAAUUCAUAAGUUGCAGUGCCUUUCUUUUGAGCCUCCUGAUUCUGUGUGUGUAUUGCACUGAUUUAUAUAAAUCACUGGGGGAAGAUAAAGUGCAGAAAAUGAAUUUUUGGGCUGUGCCAGUCAUAGGUGCCUCGUUUCUGCUAGCAUCAAUAGUAUUUUCUGCAACGUGCUCUGGCUCUGCUGUUGAAAGUGCUGCAUGUGUAUUUGGAUUUUUUGCAACUUUUGCAUUUGUAGCUGAAUUUGGUAUAGAGCUCUUUCUCAAGCGAAAACAAAAACUCAUCAGUGAACGCUCUGAAAAUCCUGGUAACACUCGGAGGACCACAGAAAAUCAGCCAUUGAAUAAAUGAAGCUAACUUCCUGAAAUUUUCAUUUUUUAUCUUUUUUUUCUUUUUUUAAUUGGAGCAAACUAAAAUUAACUUUCAGUGCACUGUAGGUAACCACUUCUGUUUCUUUGUUCUAAUUGAUUUUGUACACAUUGCUCAUCACAAAUUUUUAUGGAUUCUUGGGUCAGGUAAUGGCAUCUGGAGCAUCAUGUUCUAAGGAAACUGGUCCUGCCACCUGUUGGGAUGACAGGCACUAAAAAACUUUGGGUCUAAACAGAAUCACUUCAGGACAGCAGUGUGCUGAUUUGAUUUUGACAGAGAUGGCUAAUAAAGGUUAAUGUCUGAGGCAUAAAUUCCUAGCUAUAACCUAAAGUUAUUUCCUGGUUAAAUGGACCAGAUGUUUCUGUUGUGAGCUAUAAAUUAGCACAGCAGAAUUUAUUUUUGUACUUCCUGGUCAAACUGAAUGUAAAAGGGAUACUUAACUGGAAUAUUAUGGGAAUAUUUAUGCUUAAAUAAGGUGUUUUGGGUUGUUUUUGCUACUCCUAUGUCUCAGUUCUGUCUGUGGAGAUCAGUUUAAUGAUAUAGUGACGGUAGGGAGCUUAUGGGGAAGGUAAUGUAAAUGGUAUAUUAAGGAGACAGUUUUGCACUCCAUGAUUGUCAGAGUUUGGACUUGUAUGCCAGAAUCUUCUUUCAGGUGGUUUUGAAAGCUGUAACAGUUGCAGGAAGAAACUUGAAAAGCCAGCAGUGAGAGGAGUGAGAUAAAGAAUAAAUAUUUACAUGAAGCAACCCCAGAAGUAACAAUCUGAAUAUCAACGGGAAAAACCUUACAGCACGUUGGUUCUACCCUGGUAAAUAUUACUUGCAAGGUUAAUACCAUAUGCAGCUUGUUUAUGUAUAGAUAAUACUAAGUUUUGCCAGAAUGGUUUUGAACCUUACCAUUUUCUGUGUUUAUAAACAUGGCAGUAGCUUGAGACUCCUUGCUCCUGACUAGCUCAGUUGGCAAACAGGUAAAUAAGCACUUGUCCCCUUGAUUUGUUUUGCAAGCAACAGUCUGUAGGACUGCAAGGAACAGUACUGAUGGGACAUGUAUCAGACAAGUGAUGGAUGUGUCAGACCAGAUGUUGAUGGCUGUAAAAGAAAUGAAGUGCUGAAAAAGCAUUUUUCUGAUGUCUGAGGUAAAAGCAAGACUGCUACGCCUCUCUUAAGAGGAAAGCUUUCAAAAGCAGAGAAAAUUACUGUAAGCCAGGAGGUGUUCCAAAAUACCACAGCAAAUGAGAAAAAGCUGAUUAUGCAAAAACAGUUCUUGUCUGAGUGCUUAAGACAUUUGCCGUGUCUCCCAGGUGAUAACUGCAUUUCAUAGAUGUCCCAAUUUGGCAUGUUCCCGUCCCGUAAAAUGUUGUGGCAGCAUUGAGAACAAGCCCUCCAGAAACUGUCUGACCUGUAUUUGGGAAAGGAAGAGGAAGCUGUUUUAAGACAAAUGAGGGUAAUAGCAAGUCAAAGUUGGGUUUUUUUUUCCAUUGCCACUUUCUGAUGAGUGUGAGUUUGUGAUGUUCUCUCUCUCUUUGGCCUGAGUCUUAAGCCUAACACUACACUUUGCUUGGAGGAUGUAAAAUUUUGCUAGGUGGUGUGAAGCACCAAGUUAAAGCCAUAGCUUCGUUUUAGAGCUAUGCAUAGAAGAGAUACUUUACUUCAUAGAAUUUUCUGUGUUGUAAAGAAGAAAUGCUCUUUGGACUGGCUUUUUCUUUUUUUUUUUUUUU